Molecule: messenger RNA, 606 nt
Organism: Guyanagaster necrorhizus
Lineage: Eukaryota; Fungi; Basidiomycota; Agaricomycetes; Agaricales; Physalacriaceae
Exons: 5
Coding region: 112-510 (132 amino acids)
Source: RefSeq, a predicted model, not a curated record
UUAAGCUUUAGCGCGCUGUAAAUAAACAGCCAAAAGUAGUGAAUGCCACUGAACAGCUUCAAGAAAAGAAUUCACUGCAAUGGACAUGCCUCGACAAUGCCCCACUUCACAAUGCCUCCCUUCGAACUGGAACCUACUGAGAGAGAACUGGUGACUGGUGCCACGGAGAUUACCUGCGGCGUCGGCGGCGUCCAGAACAACGAUACUAAUAUGUUGGCCGCUCAGAGUCGGACCGUUGAAGCUACGGCAGAGACUCAGAAGGGAUCAGCCUUUAAUUUGAUGGAAGGAGUGGAAGAGAUAUUUCGCUGGAUCCUGAAGCCUUUCUUAUUUAUUCGAAACCGCUGCUCUUCCGCUACUUUUAUUAAAUCCAACAAGGAGGAAGAUGACGUGGACCAGAAACCUAGAGGACCCAUCGAAGGACCUGUAACUGGCGGACCAGUCAGAGACCCUAAGCCUAAGCCAAGGCCUAAGCCGAAACCUAAACCUUAUCCUUCGGUGUCCCGGGGGUGAAUGCUGUUGGGAUUUUGCUGGAAAGUUCUAGAAAGGGCAAUCCGGCAUCAUGCCGAGAGUUGAUGAGUAAGCUCGAGAGAAAGAGAAAGUUGUAGU